UGGCACUGCUGGUUGCCCGCCGUAAGACUUUGCUCGCUCGCUCGCUCGAUCGAUUGUCGUUUUUUAUUGUUAUAUUUAUUUAGUGUUUCCCGAAAAUUAAUAGAAUUUCACUUACUGAUUUGAGCCCAGUUGGCAGCAACUUGCCAUUGCUAAAUUACAAAAAGAAUAAUAUACUUCACUUACCUCUUGUCAUUUGCUUUACCUUUUUUUUCCCGUGCGUGUGUGGCUCGUUUGUGUUGUGUGUGAGUGUGAUCUCUCAAUCGAUAGUAACGUAUUCAAAACAGCUGUCAGCAUAAGAACUCAGCGUCGCCUUUUUCGUUUGGACUGUCCGCUUUGAGCCUGUGGCAGCUACUUUGGCGUCUUGCUGGUGCUGAUACUGAGUGCCAGCUAUUUGCCGAGCGGCAGUGCGUUGCCGCGUCGAGCGCUCGGUCGCCACCUGAUUUUGCCACACCGCCAUCACGUGCACCUGCGAUCAGCGGGGCAGGAGCAUAAGCACAAGGCGUACCUAUUGGUCUAUAAGAAAAAGCUGAACUGCACAAUGAACACGGCGAACUUCAGUUCGUCCACUUUGAGGCAUGCCCUCAACGUGGUCAUUGGCACGCGGCAGUCCACCAUCGAGCUGAUGACCAGCUGUUUCAAGGGCACCGAAGAGGAGCUGGCCCAACGGUAUCGUCUGCACCACUUGAACCUGGACUAUCCGCUCAAGGCGGCUGUGAACAACAGCGAAUACGAUGGCCAAGGCACCGACUCGCUGGAGAGCGAUCUGCUGAACAUCUACCAUUCGCUAGUCAGAGUUGGCAAGGUGCUGGCCAUCGUGAACGAAACCGUCUAUGAACAGACGACGCGCAACUACUUCCAAUUCUUUGUGGAGAAGGUGGAGCACAACAUUUUCAACGCUGCGAACUUCCUCAGCUGCGUCAGCGAGGGCGACGAUCACAUACCCGAUCCCUUCAACAGGCAUCCCUGUCCCGAAUAUGUCAUUGUCAACGAGUUUGUCCAGCUGCUCAACGUGAUCGAGAAGAAAUAUGGCGUUAUGCUGAGGCAACAGGAGGCGGUGGAGGCGGCGGCGGCGGCUCAAGCGGAAGAUUAACGUCUGCCAGUCUAAAAGCUACAGCCACAUGCCACAUGCCACCAGCCACCAGCCAACAGGUGCCCCCACAAGAAACUGUACAAGACAAUGCCAAAAAAAAGAGAAAGAAGCAAAAGAAAAAUGAAUAGAAUCAGCGCAGAAUGUUGCCACUUCUAUGUGCCACAGAUCGGGCAUAUAUAUCUAUAAUAUAUAUUAUAUGAUAACUGAGCUUCUUCACUACAUCCUGAAUGCCAUCUAUGUUUACUAAUAGCGUGUAGUAGCUAAUAUAUUUAACG
Drosophila hydei is the source of this 1365-nucleotide messenger RNA. RefSeq lists its product as uncharacterized. Bases 539 to 1090 code for a protein of 183 amino acids. The transcript is spliced from 4 exons. The record is from RefSeq and is a predicted model, not a curated record. NCBI's taxonomy places the organism in Eukaryota, Metazoa, Arthropoda, Insecta, Diptera, Drosophilidae.